Drosophila obscura is the source of this 1770-nucleotide messenger RNA. RefSeq lists its product as uncharacterized. NCBI's taxonomy places the organism in Eukaryota, Metazoa, Arthropoda, Insecta, Diptera, Drosophilidae. The record is from RefSeq and is a predicted model, not a curated record. The coding region runs from base 1 to 1770 and encodes 589 amino acids. The transcript has 2 exons.
AUGGCGAACACGGAGGCCACAAUAAACGAGUUAAGAGAGCAACUGCAGCAACUUCAACUAGUAAACGCACAGGCAACAGCUGCAAAUUUUCAAAACUUAGCUCAAAUCGUCAUCCCAAAAUUCAACAAAUCGAAUCCGACACUUUGGUUCACGCAACUAGAGCGCCUCCUUAGUUUACACAAUGUGGUACGCGAGGACAACAAGUUUGACCUGGUGUUAGUACAACUGGAGGAAGAUGCAGCCCGUGCAAUCGAAGAUCUCAUUACUCGGCCACCUACUGACAACAAGUACGACGCAAUGAAGCGUCGGCUGCUCGAAACUUUCGGCGAAUCAGAGGAUUCGAAAAUGAGACGACUCCUCCGGGGUGGCGACAUGACUGGGAAGAAGCCUUCGGAGAUCUUGACUCACUUGCGUCGCUUAGCACCUGCUAGUGGGUGCGAAGCCGUAAUACGAAACCUUUUCUUCACUGAGUUACCUUCGUCGAUUCGCCCACUCAUUUCGGUUUGGGAGGAGAACGACCUGGACAAGCUGGCAAAGAUUGCCGACAAGAUGCUCGAAAACAGCGCUAUCGACUCAAUAGGUGUUAUGUCGACUCAACCCAAGCCCGCUGAGCAAAGGCAGCACAGCGUGGAGGCGGUAAGUAGCAACAAUCCAAAUUUAAAAGACGUUGCUGCUGCUCUGCAUAUUCUAACGCAGAAGGUGGAUAAGCUACAACACGACAUGCACGCCGCCAAGAAGCCCAAGGUUCCUCAGCCACUGGUAGGCGGUAGCAUCUCAACGACCAGCGACAUGUCCUCCGGGAAUCACGAUCACCGACUGCACAUCCAAGAUCAAAACACUAGUCGGACCUUUCUCAUCGAUUCCGGAUCGGUGGUGUCAGUUAUACCCUGCGCCAUGGCUCAACGCAAACUUAGAGAAAGUAAACAGGAAUUGUAUGCCGCGAACCAGACUACCAUACGAACCUUUGGACAUCAGGACCUGGAACUCGACCUGGAUCGUUCCUUCAAAUGGUCAUUUGUCGUCGCUGAUGUACAAUCGGCAAUAAUUGGCGCUGACUUCCUAGCACAGUUCCAUUUGCUCGUUGACAUCAAGAAACAACGUCCUACCAACGGCACAAGCAUAUCCGUAAUAUCGCAGGAUUUUGCUUCGCCAAAUGACGAUAAAACGGAGCAAGGCGAGCACCUACACAUCGACAACAUGAACGCAUCCGAUUCACUUUCAGUUCGCCACUACAUAACAACAACUGGAGCACCCGUAGCAGAUCGGCCCAGGCGACUCAUGGGAGAGAAACUAUCUGUGGCUAAAGCACAGAUACAUCAACUAAUCGACAACAAAAUCUGCAGAUACUCCAAAAGUUCAUGGGCCAGCCCGUUGCACAUGGUAGCAAAAAGCAGUGGUGGAUGGCGGGCUUGCGGCGACUAUCGCAAGCUUAAUGCCAUCACCGUUCCAGAUCGUUACCCGAUUCCCCACAUUCACGAUUUUGCCCACCGACUAUAUGGCAAAAGCGUUUUCACUACACUAGACCUCGAACGAGCAUACUAUCAAAUACCGAUGGCCCCAGAGGACAUCGAAAAAACAGCGGUAUGCACACCUUUCGGGCUAAUUGAAUUCGUAAAAAUGCCAUUUGGACUGAAAAAUGCGACACAAACGUUCCAGCGUUUCAUGGAUCAGAUCUUCCAAGCGGUUGAAUACGUCUUUUGCUGCAUUGACGACAUUCUCAUAAUGUCCAACUCAGUGGAGGAGCACAGACAACAAAUCUACAAAUCUUAA